Amphimedon queenslandica is the source of this 1925-nucleotide messenger RNA. RefSeq names its product splicing factor 3B subunit 2-like. NCBI's taxonomy places the organism in Eukaryota, Metazoa, Porifera, Demospongiae, Haplosclerida, Niphatidae. The transcript has 19 exons. The record is from RefSeq and is a predicted model, not a curated record. Bases 75 to 1835 code for a protein of 586 amino acids. Gene Ontology annotation, cellular component: nucleus; U12-type spliceosomal complex.
GGUGUGGCUGAAAGUGCGUGGGCGUUUGAUGGGUUGAUUAAUAAUAGGUGUGGCACUUAAUAACUAGGAAUAAAAUGGCAGAUACUCAUGUGGUAGCUGAAAAUGGAGAAGGUCAAGUAGAAGACAAGAUAAAAGAGACUAAGAACCAGAAGAAGAAAAAAAGGAGAAAGAGAAGGCAAAUUCAGAAAAGAAUUGAAGCACACAGAGCUUCGAAUGAAACCACCGAAGAUAAUGCUGACUCAGCAGAACCAGACGUAGAAAUAGAGUAUGUUCCGGAACCAGGGAUAAAGCCGACUGAUCCAAAUUUUUAUCAAUUUAAUAAAGUUUUUGAAGCUUUUAAACUUAGCGACAGUGAUCAGGGAGAUAAAGGUCAAAGUUCAUCUCACUCCUCUUCCAGAGGCAUUCUGGGCAUUAAGAAAGGUGUUCUCCUUGGUGAUGAUUCUGAUGAUGAAGACACUAAGAAGAAGUCAGAUGAGCCCCAACUCUCUAAAAAGAAACUCCGGCGAUUGAGUCGAAUGAGUGUUGCUCAACUGAAGCAGCUGGUGGAACGACCCGACCUUGUUGAAAUGCACGAUGUCUCCGCCCACGACCCGCACCUCCUGAUAUACUUGAAGUCUGCUCGUAAUACGGUACAAGUACCUCGUCACUGGUGCUUUAAGAGGAAGUAUCUCCAGGGGAAGAGAGGUAUAGAGAAACCUCCUUUUAGUCUGCCGGAGUUCAUCAAGGCAACUGGUAUCAUGGAGAUGAGGUCGGCUUUGGAGGACAAAGAGGAAGCAAAGAGUUUGAAGCAGCGGACGAGGGAAAGAGUUAGACCGAAACUCGGGAAACUGACGAUCGAUUAUCAAAAACUUCACGACGCUUUCUUUAAAUGGCAGACCAAACCUAAAAUGACUAUCCACGGUGACCUUUAUUAUGAGGGUAAGGAAUUUGAGACGAGACUGAGAGAUCGUAAGCCAGGAGACCUCAGUGACGACCUGAGAAUAGCACUGGGAAUGCCAAUUGGAACAGGUAAGCAAAAGUUCCCUCCCCCUUGGUUAAUAGCCAUGCAGCGUUACGGUCCGCCUCCAUCUUAUCCUAAUCUAAAGAUUGCUGGACUUAAUGCACCCAUACCAGAAGGAUGUUCAUUUGGGUAUUUUGUUGGUGGGUGGGGAAAGCCCCCAGUCGAUGAAAUGGGUCGGCCUCUUUAUGGAGACGUAUUUGGAAUGCAUAGAGAGGGACCCAGCAUUGGGGAGGAAGAGGAAAUAGACCCAACACUUUGGGGGGAACUUGAAUCAUCAUCGGAAGAAGAGGAGGAGGAGGAGGAGGAGGAUGAGUCUGAUGAAGAGAAGAAAGGAGCUGACGAGAUACAGCCGGGAAUGAUCACGCCAAUGGAAGGUUUGGUAACUCCAAGUGGUCUUACAUCAAUACCAGCUGGUAUGGAGACACCGGAAAUGAUCCAGCUGAGGAAGAAAAAGAUAGAAGAGGCCAUGGAACAAGGCGGUGACACUCCUGCUUUAUAUACUGUACUGCCUGAGAAGGUCUCUUCAGUGGGUGGGGCAAUGAUGGGAUCAUCACAUGUGUACGACAUGGCAGCUGGUGUGCCUGGAAAUGUCACAUUAAGAAAGAGUGCUGGAUAUACUGAAGGAAUUGAAAUAUCUCUAGAACCAAGUGAACUUGAACUGGAUUCGUCAGCAAUGACUCAAAAGUAUGAACAGGUAAAGGAUAAAGUUCUUCAGAAGGAGGAUCUUAGCGACAUGGUAGCUGAGCACGCUGCUAGACAAAAGCACAAGAGGAAGAAGGCUGAAGUGCCUGCUGCAGCUAAAUCAACAAAGAAACUCAAAGAAUUCAAAUUCUAAUGCUUUGCUUGUCUGGACACUUUCUAUGUUCAAAUACUCUUUCCCUUGUAGCUGUACUGGUUUAUCAUGAAGUAAUUGUGAAUGUAAAAA